CAACUUGGCCAUUGCUUGUCAUGUCUCCUUUGUCUUUUCUGGGUUGUUGUUGGGUAUCUAUGCUGUCCAUAUCAUAUGUUGCUUGGGCUGUUUUAUAUCCUUCCCUGUCAAUACGCCCAAUCUCAACAAUCCACUACUUUGUACAUAUACAUCUGCUUAGUUGCUUGCUAUACUGUUCAUCAACGUCACUUCUUGUUGUGCCUUCAUUUUUAUCUUCUAAUGGGUCCUGCUGGAGUGUUAAGUAGUUCUCCAAUGGUUUGUGCUCCAUUAAUGGCCCAAUCUGUUGAGCAAAUGAUUGCUGACAUGCACAGUGCAAAGAAACAGGGUGCUGACGUUGCAGAGGUCAGAUUGGACCAUAUCAACAACUUCCAGCCUCGCCAGGACCUCGAGACCAUCCUCAGAAACAAGCCAUUGCCGGUGCUCAUCGUGUGCCGGCCAAAAUGGGAAGGUGGUCUUUAUGAAGGAGAUGAACACAAAAGAUUGGAUGCACUUCGUUUGGCUUAUGAGUUGGGAGCUGAUUACAUUGAUUAUGACCUCAAGGUGGCUUCUGGUGUGAUAGAAGAACUGAAAAAGACACAUCAAACUGGUAGCAAAGUUAUUGUGUCAUGUUAUUUGAAUGGUCCGACGCCUUCGAGGGAAAAUCUUAGCCGCCUGAUUGGGGUCAUGCAAGCUACUGGAGCAGAUAUUAUCAAACUUGUUUCCAGUGCAAAUGAUAUUACAGAACUGGAAAGGAUUUUCCAUUUGUUUGUACAUUUUCAGGUUCCAAUAAUUGCAUACUCAGUAGGGGAAAGAGGUCUCAUAAGCCAGAUAUUGGCUCCAAAAUUUGGUGGUUUUUUAGUCUAUGGUUCCAUGGGAGGAAGUUCAGUUUCCGGUCUGCCUUCUUUAGACAGCCUUAGAGAAACCUAUAAGGUUGAGUCCAUAAACUCAGAUACUAAAGUUUUUGGUCUAGUUUCUAAACCAGUUGGCCACAGCAAAGGCCCCAUACUGCAUAAUCCUACCUUCAGACAUGUGAACUAUAAUGGCAUUUAUGUUCCAAUGUUCGUCGAUGAUCUCAAGGAAUUCUUUAGCGUUUACUUGAGCCCUGACUAUGCCGGUUUUAGUGUUGGAUUUCCAUACAAGGAAGCUGUUGUUGAGUUUUGUGAUGAAGUCCAUCCACUUGCUAAGUCUAUAGGUGCUGUGAACACCAUUAUCAGGAGGCCUGGUGAUGGGAAGCUGAUAGGUUAUAAUACAGAUUGUGAGGCUUCAAUAACUGCUGUUGAAGAUGCUUUAAAAGAACAAGGACACAUCAACUGCAGAGAAUCUCUUGGCUGUUCACUAACUGGAAGACAAUUUGUGGUAGUUGGUGCUGGAGGGGCCGGAAGAGCACUUGCAUUUGGUGCUAAAAGUAGAGGAGCCCGAAUAAUCAUUUUCGAUAUCAAUUUUGAGAGGGCAAAGUCUCUAGCUCAUGGUGUUUCGGGCGAAGCUCGGCUUUUUGAAAGUCUAGUUCAGUUUCAGCCAGAGAAUGGAGCAAUCCUUGCAAAUGCAACACCAUUAGGAAUGCAUCCAAAUACAGAUAGAAUUCCUGUGGCUGAGGAAACCUUGGGGAUCUAUCAGCUGGUGUUUGAUGCUGUCUAUACACCUAGAAAAACCAGACUAUUAAAGGAAGCUGAAGCAGCAGGAGCAAUCACAGUGAGUGGGGUUGAAAUGUUCCUCAGGCAGGCAAUUGGCCAGUUCAACCUCUUCACCGGCAAAGAAGCUCCUAAAGAUUUCAUGCGAGCGAUUGUCUUAGACAAGUUCUGAUGUAUUUUUCUGAAAGAUGAUGAAGUGUUCAAUCUAGCUUCAAUGAUUAUCUGGCUGGUGCAGAUGCCAAAUAAGGUCCAAUCUUCAAGUUUCCAACAAUAAUAAUUCAAGUGUAAAGCCAUUUACUGGAUCAGAAACAGCAAUUUCAUGGGCAGAAAUUUAUUAUAAUAAGCCAUUUACAGUAGAAAACCUGUAAAAGCCACUUUGAUUUUAAUUUUAUUUUUGAUAAACCCAAAAUGGGCCUUGCAUUGCA
Messenger RNA from Manihot esculenta (cassava), 2032 nucleotides. RefSeq names its product bifunctional 3-dehydroquinate dehydratase/shikimate dehydrogenase, chloroplastic. Gene Ontology annotation, biological process: shikimate metabolic process; chorismate biosynthetic process. The record is from RefSeq and is a predicted model, not a curated record. Bases 76 to 1779 code for a protein of 567 amino acids. The transcript has 10 exons. Gene Ontology annotation, molecular function: shikimate 3-dehydrogenase (NADP+) activity; 3-dehydroquinate dehydratase activity. Lineage: Eukaryota; Viridiplantae; Streptophyta; Magnoliopsida; Malpighiales; Euphorbiaceae.